AUGGACCCUUUUGAGGCCAACUACCAAGCCGCUAUUGAAAAGCACCUUAAUGAACCCCCUCUAUUCCGCUCAGUUGGGAACACCGCGGUUUUCCAAUCCUUGCUGCGACAGCCCGAACAUCGCGCUGAAAUCAGGGACACUGACAUCGGGCAUGACUGUCUGAACCGUGCCAUCAUCCAGGGAAACAAGGAGAGCGUCAAAGCCCUUGUUGAUCUUCCUCUUUCUGAAUUUAACUGGACCAGUCAUCCUGUGGCAUACCUCAAGGCCAUGGGCCACCUGCACACAGCUGCUAGGCUUGGCCGCUUCGAGGUCUUCAAGGUAUUGGCCGACACUGGAAAAGUUGACAUUGGCGGAGGAGACCCCUUUGGGAUGACUCCACUACAUCACGCAAGCGAAAAGGGUUCAAAGGCGAUCGUUGAAUAUCUGUUGGCUGGGGGUGUGAAGCCUGACGAGAAGGACGUGAAAGGCCGGACCCCUCUCUCCUAUGCAGCUGAGAAGGGAAAAAGUGAUGUCGUUGAGGCUCUCCUUUGCGCUGAAGGCGUGGACUCUGACUCGAAGGACCUUAGAGGUAAAAGUCCUUUCUACUAUGCUGUUCUCUCUGGCAAGGACGAGACGGCAGACAUCUUGAAGACUUUGGGCGGUGUUGACCAUAGCGUCGAAGCAAAGGCAAAGGUAGAUCGAAUGAUUUAUGAUAGCCAACGUCCAUAG
Messenger RNA from Fusarium subglutinans, 708 nucleotides. RefSeq names its product ankyrin repeat PH and SEC7 domain protein. Gene Ontology annotation, molecular function: protein binding. The coding region runs from base 1 to 708 and encodes 235 amino acids. The record is from RefSeq and is a predicted model, not a curated record. The transcript has 2 exons. NCBI's taxonomy places the organism in Eukaryota, Fungi, Ascomycota, Sordariomycetes, Hypocreales, Nectriaceae.